Messenger RNA from Ictalurus furcatus (blue catfish), 1366 nucleotides. It is a transcript of the gene nme6, whose product is annotated as NME/NM23 nucleoside diphosphate kinase 6. The coding region runs from base 446 to 1000 and encodes 184 amino acids. The record is from RefSeq and is a predicted model, not a curated record. The transcript is spliced from 5 exons. Gene Ontology annotation, molecular function: nucleoside diphosphate kinase activity. Gene Ontology annotation, biological process: CTP biosynthetic process; GTP biosynthetic process; UTP biosynthetic process. Lineage: Eukaryota; Metazoa; Chordata; Actinopteri; Siluriformes; Ictaluridae.
UACAUCUCAUACUAGCGUACUAAAUAGUAUGCCAAAAUAGCACGCCAGACUAUUAUACUGACAUACUAUUUAGUAGGGCAGUACGUGAGUACGGAUGUGUUGCUCCCUUCCCUUUGACCUGAGAGGAGAAAUUUGAUUGGACCGUUCACCGCUGUUGUUGUUUUACGAAAGAGCAAAAUGGCGGCGCCCACACAGGCUGCGGGUCUCGUGCAGAAGUAGCAAAGUUUGAAAGAAAUGAACGAACCAUUAGUCGUUUAAAAUAAAUAAAUAAAUAAAUAUUAAUCCAAGUUAGUUAUUCGACGCCUUUGGGAGAUUUAACAGGGUUACUAGACGAUGUGAAGUGUUAGCCAGUUUACAUCACAACGUUAUCAGGGUCGAACCUUUACAACUAGUGGAUUAAGGUGACAGGUAAACACGAAGGAGCAUUUUAUUCCCAACACAGGUUAUGAUAUUAACUCAUCUACGAUGCGCGCGGGUGCUGCAGCUAACCCUUGCAAUCAUAAAACCGGACGCUGUCGCGCAUCCUCUACUACUGGAGGCUCUUCAUCAGAACAUUCUAGAGAACGACUUCUUCAUUGUUAGAAGGAAAGAUCUCAUCUGGAGAAGAAGUGAUUCAGAGAGGUUUUAUGCAGAGCAUAAAGGACGGUUCUUCUACCAGCGACUAGUUGAAUUCAUGUCAAGGUAUGAUGGUCCAAUGAGAGCUUACAUCCUAGCGAGAGAGGAUGCUGUUACUCACUGGCGGGAGUUGAUGGGUCCCACUAAAGUGUAUCGAGCACGGUACACAUCACCCAGGAGCAUUCGAGCACUAUAUGGGCUCACUGACACCAGGAACACAACUCAUGGCUCAGAUUCAUCAGAGUCUGCUGAAAGAGAGAUUGCUUUCUUCUUUCCAGAGUUCAGUGUUCAGCACUGGCUAGAGAUGGAGGAGCCAUGUUUUAGGGCGGGGCACGUUGAAUACGAUGAGCAGAGACAAAUCCAUACUGCACUAAAACACAUCUAACCAUUCUACUGCCUUACCCAGAAUCAGCUCUACUGUAUAUAAAGACCUGAGAGCACUGCUCAUGCUGAAUAUUGUGCCAUUUUCUUGUAUUUAAUUUGCUGACAGGGUGCUGUGUUACCGUCUUUGAUUUAUGAUUUAUAGAAUCUUUAUUAUUUUCAAAUAUUUGUGUGUCUUUUGUCUUUGCAAAUGAUUGUGUUGCAUCACAUGCACUUUGAAUUGCUACUUUUAUUAUUGAAUACACUCAUCAAAGCAGUUAAAAAAUCCAGUUAAUGUUUUAAACACAGCUUUGGAUUUUGCUCAUACAUUUAGAGCAUACAUUUGAUAGUUUCCGUCACAUCAACAAAUAAAAAAGCCUUAAUGUUGGAA